Branchiostoma floridae (Florida lancelet) is the source of this 3210-nucleotide messenger RNA. Its product is annotated as zinc finger protein 585B-like. Gene Ontology annotation, biological process: regulation of transcription by RNA polymerase II. NCBI's taxonomy places the organism in Eukaryota, Metazoa, Chordata, Leptocardii, Amphioxiformes, Branchiostomatidae. Gene Ontology annotation, molecular function: DNA-binding transcription factor activity, RNA polymerase II-specific; RNA polymerase II transcription regulatory region sequence-specific DNA binding. Gene Ontology annotation, cellular component: nucleus. Bases 334 to 3210 code for a protein of 958 amino acids. The record is from RefSeq and is a predicted model, not a curated record. The transcript is spliced from 2 exons.
GACCUUUCAGUGUGACCCCGGUAGGAGUGCCAGUCAGGCUGCGAUGUGAUCGCGUUUCUGUGGCAUAAGGAGUGUUUUUCGUCGCGAUAAAAAGCUGUAGGUGGCAUCAACAAUCUUUCAGGACGUUGGCAAUUGGUUGUUCGUCAGAUUUCGAAUAAAAGAUGAAUCCGGAUGACACUGACCCUACUACAGACAUGUUGCAGCUAGAGUCUCACAUCUGCAACCAUGCAAAACCCUUAAGUUACAAACAACAUGGCUUACAGUUAGGACAAGAUUAAAAGUGAGCUUAGACAAGACAAGGUGGCCAUAAGAAUUGAACCCAGUCAAGACAAGAUGUCAACCAAAAGUGAGUCCAGACAAGGCAGGGUGGCCAGCAACUGCAAGCCAAGUUGGGACAAGUUGGCCAUUAAAAUUGAACCCGGUCAAGACAAUAUGGCUUCCAACAGUGAGUCCAGUCAGGACAAGAUUGCCACAAACUUUGAGUCCAUUCAGGAAAAGAUGGCUACAGACUUGGGACCCAGGCAUGACAAGAUGGCCAAAUUGGCCAUUAAAAAUGAACUCAGUCUAGACAAAAUGGCUGCCGACAUUGGCUACAGAGCAAGUAGCAAGAGUGCAAAGGACAUGUAUGAUAUAGAUCAUACUGGAGAGAAACCCUCUUCCUUCAGUCAAUGUGAGAGCAGGCCUAAUGAAGAGAGUAAUUUGGGCAGCCGCACCAAGACUGGGAAAGCAAUCCUUGUGUGUGGGGAGUGCGGGUACAGGACAGACCAUAAGGGCCACUUUGGCAGGCACGUCAAGACUCACACAGGUGAGAGACUCUUCGCCUGUGAAGAAUGUGAGUACAGGUCGAACCAAAAGUACGCCUUACAAAGACACAUGAAGACUCACGCAUGUGAGAAACCGUCAAUAACGUGCGGGAUGUGUGGCUACAAGACAUCCAGCAGAAGCCUGAUGGUGAAACAUAUGAGAACCCACACAGAGGAGAAACCACACGUCUGCUUGGAGUGUGGGUACAGGGCCAGGUACAAGAGUGGACUCGCCGUCCACUUGAAAACCCACACAGGUGAGAAACCCUUCGUGUGCGUGGAAUGCGACCACAGGACGGGCACCAAGGACGCACUGAAGAAGCACGUUUCUAGAGUCCACACCAGCGACAACAUGCUGACGUGGAAGGUAUGUGGCAAUAGCUAUCGGGCAAGCAUCAACACACUCAGUCAGAACAAGAUGGCAGUCAAGGGAAAGAUGCAUAUGGCCACCAAUUGCAACAGUGAGCCAAAUCAAGACAAGAUGGCCACCAACGGUGGGCCCAGUCAGGACAAGAUGGCCACCUUCAGUGAGCUUAGUCAACAAAAGAUGGUUGCCGACAGGGAGCCCAGUCAGAACAAAAUGGCCACCAACAGUGAGCCCAGUCAGGACAAGAUGUCCACCAACAGGGAGCCCUGUCAGGACAACAUGUCUACCAACAGUGAGCCCAGUCAGGAUAAGGUACAUGUGAGAAUUAGAUCCUCCGGUUACAGUAGAACUCCCACCGGUGAAGACCCCUUCAUGUGCGGAAAAUGCGGGUUCAGGACAUCCAUAAGUGACGAACUGAGAAAGCAUAUGAAAACCCACACUGUUAAUCGUACAAGCACGGUUCACAAACAACGCGACGUGCAAGGCGAGAGUGUAGCAUUCGGUGAUUUAAAAUCCCAGUCUGCGGAAGAAUGUUUCACGUGUGGAAUUUGCGGGUUCCGGACACCUUUCAGUGGUGAAAUGAAGAAACACGAGGUCACUCACACGAAACCGUUCAUUUGCGGAGAGUGCGGGUACAGGGCAGGUCACCAAGCCAGGUUAGACGCACACAUGAGAAAGCACACGGGUGAGAAGCGCUACGUGUGCAAGCAGUGUGGGUACAGGGCCAGCUGCAAGAGUCGCAUGAUACGACACCUCAAUACUAAAACGCACAGAGCUGAGAAGUAUUUUGUCUGUAAAGACUGUGACUAUACAGCAGUUAGCAAGUACACGUUGGAGAAACAUGUCUCCAAAGCGCACGCCUGCAAAAAUAUGCUGACAGGGAAUCUUUGUGAUGAUAUAGCAGUCAAAAAGGGCCAUACAACCUGUCAGGACAAGAUGGCCGCCAACAGUGAGCCCAGUCAGGAUAAGGUGGCCGCCAACAGUGAGCCCAGUCAGGACAAGAUGGCCACCAACAGUGAGCCCAGUACAACCAAGAUGGCCACCGACAGUGAGCCCAGUCAGGACAGUAUUGCCACCAACAGUGAACCCAGUACAGACAAUGUCAUGCUUCAAUGCAGUCAUCAGUUCUGCAAAUUCACCACAACAGACCACCAGCAUCUCGAAUCCCACAUAUCCAAACAUGCAUCUCAUCACAAGACUAAUAAACCAUUCAAAUGUGAUGAAUGCAGCUACAGAACGUCUUCAAAGUACACACUUGAGAAACGUCUGAAAACUCACGAUCACGCGGAUGUUUUAUCUCGGAUAAGUGCUGACAAACCUUUUAUGUGUGAGAAAUGCAGUUACCGGACCUCACUGAAAAGCUCUCUGAGGAAGCACCUCUUGAUCCACACCAAACCGUUCAUAUGCGGGGAGUGCGGCCACAGGGAGAUCUCCAGGAGCAAGCUGGAGGCACACAUGAGGAUCCACACAGGAGAGAAACCCUUCUCCUGUGCGGAGUGUGGGUACAAGACGGCUUUCAGGGGCAACCUGGAGAAACACUUGAAGACCCACACUGGUGGGAAACCCUACACGUGUGAGGAGUGUGGCUACAGGACAACCAUGAGGAGUAUGAUGACCAGGCACGCGAGGACUCACACAGGAGAGAAACCGCCUGACUGCGAGGUAUGCGGGUACAGUGCAGUCGACAAGAACGACUUAGAUCGGCACUUGAGAAUCCACACGGGCGAGAAACCGUUCAAGUGCACAGAAUGCGGCUACCAGGCAGCGCAGAGGAGUGCGUUAACCAACCACCUGCGGACCCACACAGGGGAGAGGCCAUACGCCUGUCCUGAAUGUGACUACAGGGCAGCCCAGAAGAGCGCAUUGAGAAACCACAUGGAGAUCCACAGGGGUGGGAUACUCUUCAUGUGCACAGAGUGCGGCUUUAGGGCAGCCAACAAGAACACGAUGGUCGCCCACAUGAAGACCCACACUGGAGAGAAACCCUGCGCUUCCGGGGAAUGUGAGGAUACAGCAGCUCAGGAGAGUUCCAAAAAAUAA